Ooceraea biroi (clonal raider ant) is the source of this 5638-nucleotide messenger RNA. Its product is annotated as aquaporin homolog protein drip. Gene Ontology annotation, biological process: transmembrane transport. NCBI's taxonomy places the organism in Eukaryota, Metazoa, Arthropoda, Insecta, Hymenoptera, Formicidae. Gene Ontology annotation, cellular component: plasma membrane. The record is from RefSeq and is a predicted model, not a curated record. Gene Ontology annotation, molecular function: channel activity.
UUUCUUUUUAUUUCACUUAUCUUUUCCUAUGACUAAUCUCUGAUUUAAUCUUAAAUCACAUUGAGUAACCAUUUAAUAAAUUUAUUCUUAAAUUUAUUACAGUAUAUUCAUAUAAAAUUAUGAAUCUGAAUAAGUUGAAAUAAAGGAAAAUAGAUAAAAUUCAUGAAGAUUUUUUCGUAAGUAUUUUUCUGAGUGUCAACAUCUUUAAACAUGAAGUAUUAGUUCUGCUAACUUGCAUAACUUGUCUUCUUUUUGUGUCUUGUUUAACCAAUCGUGCAAGUAAGUGUCAAGUGUUAUUAAGAUAAUCAAUAUACAAAUAAAUCGACUUUUAAAAAAUGCGCAACCGAGGACAAACUCCACGACGCACAUUCUUAAGAAAUAUCUUAAGUAGAUUUCUUUUCAAUCAAUUUGCGUAAAUCGAAUGCCAUUCUCGAUUUACUCGUCAUCAUCUCUAUAUGCAACAAGUGAUUUUAUAUCUACAGUUGAACAGAUUGCAAAUAAUAAAAAUUAAAGACACUUAAUACAAAACUUUUUCUAAUCCUAUUUAUAAGUAUUAAUUAUAUGACUAUAUAUUCUCUCGAUGUGCAUAAAGCUGUUUACAAAUUACAACAAACUAAUUAGCUACUGGGAGAAUUGUGCAGUGGCGGAUUUCAAGUAAAGUCCCUUGUAGCGUAAUGUUUGCCUAGAAUAAAACUAUAAUUAUACCACGUUCUCCGACGUGUUGCAACUGUAAUAUCAAAUGGUAGCGUGCUUCGAGCUGCAUAAUGCCAACAUGACACUGCAUCAUGGAGGGGAGUUGUAUUGUUAGAAUAUUGUUCUCAUUGGAAACAGCUGAAUGCCUCGUUGUCAUCUGGGUGCUGAAUCGAGGUUUAUACGGCUCAGGUGCAAGUGUGCAUAUUUAUUAUGCAUUAAACAUAUAAGAUCGCGCGACGAAGAGAAAACUAGUAAAUAAAGAAAGAGCGAUAUAAAUAUGAGAAAGAUAAUUUUAUGAAAUAAUUUUGUUAACUAAAAGAGAAUCUUAUUAGCAGAAUAAAGAAUAUUUUUUAAAUUCAAUAUUUGUAAAUUAUUAUAAAAGAUAAAUAUACGAGAUAAGAUAAGUCUUUAAUCGAGAAUUCUAAAGAAGAGCACAUUUAUCACAAGAACCCGAUAAUAUUUGAUAAAGAAAGCUCCGUGAUUUAUAUAAAGUGGUUGAGGUUUUAAAGAUAGAAAAUCGAUAAUGUAUUAUUUCUUUAAUGAUAUAUUUAAACCUUUUGCAAUAUUUGAGCGAUAUUUGAACGGAUUUCAGAUUUCGAGAUAGCAUUAAAGUUCAAUGACAUAGAGAUUCAGGAUCUAUUCCGUCAUUUAUCUAAGCCGAUGAAUCAUUUCAUGUUUUCCGAGUCCGAGCACAUUCCGCGAAGCAGCGUAAGAGGAUCAUCAUCGAGGAGUCAUUACCGCUCUUUUCACGUGACGGUCGCGCGCUGUCAACUCAUCGCUUUGUCUUGCUAAGAAUGUGUAUAAGGCAUACUACAUUUGCAUUUCGAUGUAUCAGUAAAUCUAGAAUUGUAUUAAACAUGCGUCUAAAAUCUUUUAUUAUAACGUCGAUAAAUACCUAAAGGCAACAAGAAAAUAAGAAAACAAAUAUUUAAUUUUAAUAUCAAUUCAAGUUAUAUACAAUAUUCAAGUUAUAUAAUCAAACAAUUCUAAUAUAUCGUUAAAUAAUCUAAAAUAUUAACCACAAAUUAACGAUAUAAAAAUAAAAUAUCAAUGACAAUAUCAUAAAUAUCGAUACAAACGACCAGUAAUGUGGUGCAUGAGCACCACUUGGAUGACUCGUCGUAUUAUGUGAAUUGUCGAUCGCUGGCGACCGAUCGACACAAUCUUGUCUUCAAUUGAUUUCGCGCGUAGACGAACGAUAUUUUUUGCUUUUCUAUUUAAUCUUGCCAUAUCGCGUCUAGAUUGGUUCGGCUAAAAAAAGUCCUCUUGACGCCGAUAAUAUCUAUGAUCGUUUUCUUUCUCCAAGAGGUACGUUUAAUCAAGAGGCGCGUUUCAUCCCCCAUGUAAUGUUCCAGGAUAUGAAACGUAAUGGAUUUUAUAAUGUCUAGACAUCUAUUUCAAAAAGAGAUUUAUAAAAUAUUUAUACAUAUCUGUUGUACUUCGAAUUUAAAUAACGUUUCCGAUUUAGAUGCGUGCAUCAGAUGCAGACGGCUUACGCGCAGUAACAGUAUCAGGCGCUGUUUCGUGUCAGAUUUUAAGGAGACGGCCGGAAGAAAACCAGGCACCCGAUUAAUCUCCGCUUAUCUCUAUCGAAGGAAUAGGCGCGCGUGGUCGAAGGAUCGUUCGCAUUAUUCUCUCUGAAUUGUAGCAACACGAAACGUCAUAAAUAAUUCUAAAAAUAAGCCCCCUAAAGAUGAAUCUUCCAAUUGAAGGAACGGAGAACCGCCACACAAAGGAUGUGCUGCUUCAUAAAUGUACAUGUGCGGCGAUUUAAAUUCUGUUGAAGGAAACCUCUCGCUGUAUCUGCUUCCCAGAUCUGACGUAAAUCAGUUUCUCGGCAAGUAAUUAAAAUUUCCUCUGCAGGAACUAACGAGGACUAACUGUGAAGAAGAGAACCGGGAUUUUUAAUGAAUUAAGAGAUAUGUUUAUGCGAGAUACCCCCGUAAGAUUUCCUGCGACGUUGCACCUCGCAGGUCGAUCGUUACGGACGGACGAGUGCAAGAAACUGCAGUUAUGCAUGUUCCCCGCGUUCAUCGCAUCCAUCGGUUGACCUCCUGUAUGCUAAUUGUCGCGGUUUUAUCUGCACGCGAGCUCACUAUCGUAACGUCAGUUAACGGCUGCGAAAUAGAACGGUCGGUGGGAUUGCACGGAGUACCGAAGAACUUGGCACAACAAACAUAACAUAACGGCGAAUUAUCCGCUCGACCUUAAUCGCGAACUCUGCCAACACAAUGGAAGAGUAUUAUUUCAAAUAUCUCUCUUAUAGAAAAUUAGCAAAUUUAUUUUCGCAACAGAUACAUGUAUGUAAAACGUGUAACAGUUUUGAAGGAUCUUACAAUAAUUUUCUAAGAUGGUACUGAGGUAACUAAUAUUUUGCACUUGGAUGAUUUUCGGAUCGAAACGAUCGAUUAAAAGUUGGAAUAAUAAUUUUCAGCUUUGUUCGAAAAGGGCAAAGCCUUUUCCGUAUUGUCGGCGAAAGGGAAAUCACGUAAGAUCCAGUUGCGAUUGAUAUCGUGGGCGGUGAUAUCUAAGCAAGUUACGAGAGACUAAUUGGUCGUUGCAGGCGACGACCGGAAGUUCGCGAUCAGAGAUCACUGCCGUAAAAUGUUACUAACGGAAUCUUAUCAGUGGCCUUGGUGGUAUUCACUGUUCAUAACGACCGCAAUUUAUACGAUCUAAAGGUCGGAGGUAGAAGAGAAAUGAAGCUGAAGUCAGAUGCGUCAAGUGUAUUUGUGGGAAAGGAGAGGAUUAAAAAAGCAGGUAAUGCCCAAUCGUGCAGCACGACAACGUUGACGACGACAAGAAUACAACCAGAACGUUGCGAGCAGAACGAUCAACGGCAGAGCGUCACGCAACUCGAUGAGGUCGCUGCCAAGGUCGUUACAUGCACCACCACCAUUGUUAUCACGUGCACUACCCCUCGUCACUUUGCCAGGUCGACGAGGGUGGCCGAUCACGGCGAAUUCUUCCAGUGCUCGUCCAGUUGAUCCUCGCCUUUGCGAGGUCAGGUCUGGCGCGCUUGCGGUACGCGAGGGUGACUUGUCGAUUUAGAACGUUUCGUGGUGGGGUGGAUGGCCGUCGAGGACGGCAGGUGGUGGUUCGUGGAUCGCAGAACCUGGCCGCCUGGGGAUGCAGCGACCUGGCGGCAAGACCUACCUGUGGCGGGAGUUUCUGGUGUUCAACACAGCCGCCAAGAGAUUCGGUCGACGGAAGAAGCCCGUUGGAAUGAACGUGUCCACGGUAUUCCCCGAAGGAUACGUGGAAAAUGAGCGAGUGCAUCAGUCAUCAUCAGUGCCUAAAGAAGACGAAGACUUUGAUCAGGAACGACUUCGGCGGAUGAAGGAGUUUGUUGGCUUGGAGGAGGUCACCAGAUUAGAUUUUCUGGUGAGUUUGUUCGCCGAGAUCCUGGGCACGUUUCUGCUGGUUCUCAUCGGCUGCGCUUCCUGCAUCACGUGGGUAGCAAACAUGCCACCGUCUGUUUUGCACAUCGCCUUCACUUUCGGUCUCGCAGUGGCAAGCUUAGCGCAGGCUUUGGGACCGAUUUCCGGUUGUCACGUGAACCCGGCCGUGUCAGUCGGUCUGAUGGUCAGCGGAAACUGCACUUUCCUUAAGGCACUUAGCUACAUGGUCUGCCAAUGCUGCGGUGCUAUCGCGGGAUCCGCCGUUCUCAAGCUGAUGUUACCCCAGUCGCAGGUCACCAAGGGACUGGGCGCCACAACGUUGGGUCCCGAAGUGUCAGUAGGCCAGGGUGUCGUAAUGGAGGCUAUCAUUACAUUUUUGCUGGUAUUGGUGGUGCAUGCGGUCACGGACUCCAAGAGGACCGACACGAAGGGUUGGGCCCCGCUGGCGAUUGGUUUGACGAUCUCGGUGGCUCACAUGGCGGCGGUGCCCAUCACCGGCAGUAGCAUGAACCCCGCUAGAACUUUGGGCCCUGCUGUGGUGCAGAACGACUAUCAGCACAUGUGGGUUUAUUGGGUGGGACCUCUCAUUGGCGGUUGCGUUGCCGGCGGAGUGUACAGAAUGGGCCUAAGGCCUAAUAGGGAGGACGAUGAAGGCUCGUACGAUUUUUGAAGAUCCGUUCGGACCUGAACGCGAGAUGAAUUUUAAUAACAAUUCCGUGAGACCGAAAGUCUCCCGAGUGUAAAUAAAGAGGUAAAAUUCGGAGGAUGAUAAUGAUUUGAUGACUGCGAGAUUGUUUCGUGAUUUUCCGUGACGUUUAACAAAAUUAUUACAAUUUACGUAUACCACAACUUUUUAUAGGAAAUACGUUUCUCUUUAAGUAAAACUGUUGAAAAAUUUACAUGCAAGCAAUAGUUUUUUCUGUACUAUCGCUGUUAAAAUAUAUCGUUCAAUUUUUUAUUCUUAACAUUUAAAGAGAGUCUUUUUCAAUCAAUCGUAUUUGAUCGGAAAAGACCGAAGAAAUUAAGAAGCAGAAACAAUAUGUAUCAAUGUUAUCGUAUAAUAUUAAUAUACGCGCAUACUAAAGAAUUAUAGUAUAAUAAUAUAUUAAGUAAGGGAAGUAUAUAAUAUUACACAGUGUUUAACAUUAUCGAUUAUUAAUGGUCAAAUCGAUAUCCUUUCUCAAAGAGAUUCUUUUUUUACCUCAAAUAAUUACAAGUUAAGUCUUUUUUUCUAAUGCGGAAAAGAAAAACAAAAGAAGAGUUUCUUCUCCAGUUAUCUUCAUCUAACAGUGCUAUUUCAUCGUAACAUCGGUAUUGUGUAAUUCAAGAUCAUUAUCCCGACCGGUAUAUCCCCGUCUUCUAUAAAUUCUACAUCCACUAUUUUGUACAAUCUGCGAGUUUUGUAUAUAGUGUACUUAAAUAACUAGUUGGUAGCAAGGAAUCGAAUCGAACGUAUUGUCCACCGAUCUAGUAUUGCCUAGUUGUAGCUUAGAAUUUAAUUAGUUUAUAGCGCACAUCGGAUACGAAUAAAAAUAUUAACAAGU